CGGCCGUGCGGCCCGGCUGGGAGCGGUGGGCUUACAGCUGGGGCUCCCGCGGCGUCGCCGGGCGGCCGGGCUGAGAGCCGUGAGAAGGCCCCGAGGCGAGCUUGGAGAGGAACUCCAACGCCCCGGGGGCGAGAGGAAGCCCGGCUGCUCCCGGCCGGCGCCCUGGGAAGAUGGCGGGGCCCGAGCUUCUGCUCGACUCCAACAUCCGCCUCUGGGUGGUCCUGCCCAUCGUGAUCAUCACCUUCUUCGUGGGCAUGAUCCGCCACUACGUGUCCAUCCUGCUGCAGAGCGACAAGAAGCUCACCCAGGAGCAAGUCUCCGACAGUCAAGUCCUAAUUCGAAGCAGAGUCCUCAGGGAAAAUGGAAAAUAUAUUCCCAAACAGUCUUUCUUGACACGAAAAUACUACUUCAACAACCCAGAAGAUGGAUUUUUCAAAAAAACUAAAAGGAAGGUCGUGCCCCCUUCUCCGAUGACUGAUCCUACCAUGCUCACAGAUAUGAUGAAAGGCAACGUGACAAACGUCCUCCCUAUGAUUCUUAUUGGCGGAUGGAUCAACAUGACAUUCUCAGGCUUUGUCACAACCAAGGUCCCGUUUCCACUGACCCUCCGUUUCAAGCCCAUGCUGCAGCAAGGAAUCGAACUACUCACGUUAGAUGCAUCCUGGGUGAGUUCUGCAUCCUGGUACUUCCUCAACGUCUUUGGGCUUCGGAGCAUUUAUUCCCUGAUUCUGGGCCAAGAUAAUGCCGCGGACCAGUCUCGGAUGAUGCAGGAGCAGAUGACAGGGGCCGCCAUGGCCAUGCCUGCGGACACCAACAAAGCUUUCAAGACAGAGUGGGAAGCUUUGGAGCUGACGGACCACCAGUGGGCCCUAGACAACGUUGAAGAGGAGCUCAUGGCCAAAGACCUCCACUUUGAAGGCAUGUUCAAAAAGGAACUGCAGACCUCUAUCUUCUGAUGACCGAGCCGGGACCAGCCGUGUCAGGAACUCGGAGCAGCGCUUAGCCUUGUCACUUUCCUUUGUGCCGGAGCCUCCGGAUACAGCUGAGGAGGCCUGCGCUGCGGGCUUGGGGCGAGCAGGCGAGGAGGGUUCUUGUCGGAGCCGGUCCCUUCCAGUGGAAGCUGGAAGCGUUCUGGGGAAUGUGUGCUGGUGAUUGGCUGGGGAACGGCUCUGUUUUCGAAUGUUUCAGAUUUUCCUUUGGGUGACUCUCGUAAUGGAAGAGAAAGGGGGAGACACAAGCUAGCAAUACAAUAUCAAACUUAGCAAAACUCCGAUCUUGAGGAACAAGCAGUGGCAGUCGUGUCUACUCACUCUGAGCAGUCAGCCUGGCAUCCAACCUCCGUGAACUCCUCCCUCUUGGGGAUCCAAAUAGCCUGCGUUCUACCUUUAAUUCUUUGUUAAUAUUUUUAUAUCUUUCUUUACACAAAUAACACAUUUUCACUAUGAAAAACUUAGCAGCCACAGAGGAGCAGAGAGAAGCUCCUGGUGGUGUGUCUUUGGAGGCUGCAGAGUGACUUUUUAAAAAGCAAGUGUAUCAGAACCUUAUUCGCAUAGACUCUUUGCAGAGUGAGUUGGUACCCAGGGCCAGGACAGACUUAGCAAACCGUCGCUAUCGCUUAGCUGUCCAGCGAAAGCAGUGACCCGGGGAUACUGCCGGAUUCUCAAGUGCCUUUGGGAUCAUCAGAGUUUCAGUCACGUGAGGUCUCACUCUGGCGCUCUUCUGCCCUUGGCUCCUUGAUUGAGCAGAAGACCUCGUUUUCUAGUUACUCUGCUUAAAGAGAGUUCACUUAUCUCUGAAGGAAGGCAGAGAGGGCUACUGGAGGCGGAUAAACAGUUAAGGAUUGCCCUGGACUGACUGUCCCAGGGAAGUGGCGGGGUGGCCUCCCGGUACCAGAAGGUGGCUGUGAUGUGCAUGUGGAACGCUGUAAUCAAGGACAGGUGACUCUUGGCUCUACAAUUAAACCGUCCUGUUUUUCUCUUCC
Erinaceus europaeus (western European hedgehog) is the source of this 1981-nucleotide messenger RNA. It is a transcript of the gene EMC3, whose product is annotated as ER membrane protein complex subunit 3. The record is from RefSeq and is a predicted model, not a curated record. The coding region runs from base 171 to 956 and encodes 261 amino acids. The transcript has 8 exons. Gene Ontology annotation, biological process: protein folding in endoplasmic reticulum. Gene Ontology annotation, cellular component: EMC complex; membrane. NCBI's taxonomy places the organism in Eukaryota, Metazoa, Chordata, Mammalia, Eulipotyphla, Erinaceidae.